Messenger RNA from Salpingoeca rosetta, 3828 nucleotides. Its product is annotated as kinesin family member 17. The record is from RefSeq and is a predicted model, not a curated record. The transcript is spliced from 10 exons. Lineage: Eukaryota; Choanoflagellata; Craspedida; Salpingoecidae. Gene Ontology annotation, biological process: microtubule-based movement. Gene Ontology annotation, molecular function: microtubule binding; microtubule motor activity; ATP binding. Bases 189 to 3788 code for a protein of 1199 amino acids.
CCAAAUUCUCAGCCAGAAGGAAGAAGUGAAGGCAGCGACACUUCGCAACGCCACCACCACAACUGCCACCAACCUGAAGUGAAGAAGACACUCACUCGCCCUGCAAAGCUUUGUUCUCUGCUCCCCACGUCGCGUCUUGACGCACCACACACCACAAAACAACACGUUCACCCGCAGGUCUUGAGAGGAUGGGGGAAGAGAGUGUGCGGGUGGUGGUGCGCUGCCGCCCACUGAACAAGCGCGAGAAGGGCCUCAACUGUGCGGUCGUGGUGGACAUCUUCACAGAGGCCGGCCAGGUGCACCUGAAGAAACCCAACGCAGGCAAGGAUGAGCCGCCCAAGAAGUUCACCUUUGACGGCGCGUACGGCAUCGACUCCAACACCAAGAUGAUCUACGAGGACGUCGGCUUCCCGCUCAUCGAAUCCGUGCUCGAGGGCUACAACGGCACGGUGUUCGCCUACGGCCAGACCGGCUGCGGCAAGUCCUUCACCAUGGAGGGCAUCCCGGAUCCGCCCGAGCACCGCGGAAUCACGCCCCGCUCCUUCGAGCACAUCUUCCAGGAGGUGGCCGUGCGGGAGAACACCAAGUUCCUCGUGCGCGCGUCGUACCUCGAGAUCUACAACGAGACCAUCCGCGACCUGCUCUCCUCAGACCAGGCGCAGACGCUCGACCUCAAGGAGCACCCGGACAGGGGCGUCUACGUCAAGGGCCUCACAGAACACGUCGUGCACGAUGCGCAGGAGGUGCUGCGCGUCAUGGCCAAGGGCAGCAAGAACAGGUCCGUCGGCGCCACCCUCAUGAACGCAGACUCGUCCCGCUCCCACUCCAUCUUCACCGUGUGGAUUGAGGCUGCAGAGUCCAUCGAGGACGGCAGCGAGACCAUCCGCGCGUCAAAGCUCAACCUGGUUGACCUGGCCGGCUCCGAGCGGCAGGGCAAGACCGGCGCCACGGGCGACCGCCUCAAGGAGGCCACAAAAAUCAACCUCUCCCUCUCUGCGCUCGGUAACGUCAUCUCCGCCCUCGUCGACGGCAAGGCAAAGCACAUCCCGUACCGCGACUCCAAGCUCACCCGCCUCCUGCAGGACUCCCUGGGCGGCAACACCAAGACGCUCAUGGUGGCCGCGCUGUCGCCGGCCGACAACAACUACGACGAGACGCUCUCCACGCUGCGCUACGCCAACCGCGCCAAGAACAUCAAGAACAAGGCCAUCAUCAACGAGGACCCGAAGGACGCCCUCAUCAGGCAGUACCAGGAGGAGAUUGAGAAGCUCAAGACGCUGCUCACCCAGCAGGGCAGCAUCGACCCAUCAAUGCUUGCCAACCUCUUCAACGCAGCAGGCAACGGCGCAUCCUCUGCAGCGGCAACGCACAAGACCGUGUCGCCGUCCAAGCAGGCGCCCGCAGCACCGGCGCAGCAGGAGCUGUCGGCGCAGGAGAGGGCGGCGCUUGAGGAGCGCAUCAGGAAGGAGAAGGAGCAGGAGCUUGCGGCUAUGGAGGACAAGCUGAAGAGCGAGUACGACACCAAGCUCGCCGACCUGGAGAAGGCCGUGGAGGACCAGCGCAUGACAAACGAGAAGCUGGAGCAGGAGUUUGAGCGGCUCACCAACGAGUACAACGUCAAGCGCGACCAGGCCCGCAGCACCAUGGAGGACGACAUUGAGCGCAACGUGCAGAGCGAGGUGGCGGUGCGCGAAGGAAAGGCUGCGGGCGCCCCGAGCACGGUUGUUGCCGGCGCUGCUGCUGAUGAUGAUGAUGGCACUGGCAGCGUCACGGGCACGACGGACACCAGCAUCCCACCGGGCAGCCUGCUGGACACCAUGCCGAGCCCCGCGCCAGGGUCUGCCCCUCAGUUGCUGGUGGAGGACAGCGACAAGGAGUUUGAGGUCAUCCCGCACACAUAUGUCGUCGUGGACAGCAACGGCGAGCAGGCGUUUGCGGUGCGCCAGGCGGGCAGCCAGGAGCUGUACCGCGCAGAGGCGUCGAGCGACGGCCACCUGCACCCGGUCUUUGAUGCAAAGGACCGGCCCAUGCGGCUCAAGGGCGCGCGCAUCGCCGUGUACAAGGAGGUUGGACGCGUUGACCAGCACCCCGUGCAGGCGGUCGCCGCCAUCGUCGGCGCGGGGGACGGCGCCGUUGUUCCCGCGCUGCUCGGGCCGGAGGACAACCAGCCCGUGCGGGCAGCGGUGGACCGGCUGGGCUGCCUCACCCUCUUCCUCGACGACGACGACGAGCCAGAGCCUAUCCUUACCGCAGAGGGCAUGCCCGUGCCCUACGUGCCGCUGCAGGAGCGCUGUGUCGUUGUGCAGGGCAAGGAGGGCGAGCCAGAGGUGGCGCACGUGACGAGCGAGGGUGUGCCGGUGAAGUGCGCGGUGGUUGACGGGCAGCUGCAGCCGCUCAAGGGCAGCGACGGGCAGCACACGGUGCUCGUCGGGCCGGAUGGGCUGGCCGCCAUCCCUGUCGUGUGUGCUGGCAGCGGUAACGCAGCCGCCAGCGGUGAGGCCGCCACCAAGGGCCUGGACAUGCAGGUGCGGGCAGUGCGGACGGGCGACGGAAAGGUGCUGCCGUGCGUGCUGUCCAGCGAUGGUGUCCCGCUCAAGGCGCAGCUGGUCAAGAAGAAUGUGUUUGCGCCGCUGCGUGACGAGAACCACACGUAUGUGCGGGUGAGCGCUGAUCGCAGCACGGUGCAUCUGGCAACUGCGGACUCGAGUGUCGUGCGCAUGGCGCCGUCGCAGCCAAAGGUGCUUCGUGAACAGCAGAAGCAAGGCCAGCAGCAACAGCAAGGGCAGCAGCAGCAACAGCAACGACCAUCCGCUCAGGGCGCGCAGAAGCCAAUCGACAUUGCUUCGUUGGGACUGAGCGACCUUGAGGGCAACCCGUUGGUUGCAGCACUCAAGUCGAAGCUCGCCUCCUUUGAGCAGAACCUGGUCAAGGGUGGCAAGGGCGCUGGGGACGACAAGUUGAAGGAAGGGCUGAAGAAGCGCCGCAAGCGCGCAGAGGAGCGGCGGCGCCGUAUUCGAGAGGCCAUUGAGAACGCAGAGGGCGAAGACAUUCUCGAGGACAUCUACGACAACCUGCAGGAUGAGAUCAAGGGCAAGCGGAAGCAGCUCUCGAAGGCAAAAGACAUUAUCAAGAGCCUCAAGCAGGAAAUUGAGGACAUUCAGACGGAGUUUGCACGCGAGCGCGAGUCGCUGCUGAACGACAUCCGCCGGUCAGAACAGGAGCGCAAGUUCUACAGCCAAUACGUCGACCGCGUCCUCCCAGUCAUCAGACAAGACUGCAACUACGCGAACCUGACCAAGAUCCGCGCAGCCUCUGUUUGGAACGAGGAGGCAGACCGCUGGAUGAUGCCCAAACUCACACGCCAGCGAGCACAGCUGCCAACAGGGCAACCCGGGUCUGCCUCUGACCGGGGCGGGUCUGGGCGGAGUCGCGGCGACUGGAGCGAAGACGACGACGAUCGACUGCGCGAUCGCCUCAACCGCUCCCAGCGCUCCGACUACUUCAACAACUCGUCCUCCUCCGUCCUCUCAAAGGUCUCGCGCAGGGAGCAAGAGAUUGCGCUGAAGCAACAGCAGCGUGUGCAAGCAUUUGAACACGUUCCCAUGACAUCCACACGGACCCAACAGCUCCUCAACUCCAGCCGCAACAUGGGCGAUAGGUUGGGUCGCCGUCACAAGCGCGUGGAGCCUGGCGGUGUGUCUAUUUCGCAACUCGCUCGCCGCCAGAACCAGCGCAAGCAGCGGCCAAACAUGGGCGAUGACGUGUUCUCAAACUCGCCCGAGUGGUGAACACACAGAUUGUGUGUGUGUGUGUGUGUGUGUGUGUGUG